AUUUCGCGUUAAUAAAAACUUUUAUGCAAAGUUACGAAAAAUUUUAAAUCUGGCAAUGAUGAUUAUAUGUUUAUAUUUCUUUGUAAUUACCAAGCUUUACAAUUAUAUUGGAUAGAAUAUACCACCUACAUAUAUAAAUAAAUUUAUAUUUGGUCAUGUCAGUUACAUGAAGAGGAAAACGUGAUUCCAAUUUUGUUGUUUAGGUAACUUUCGUUUGCCUGGCUCGCUUGCGUGUAUCCAAACGGUUUUUGACGGAUUUUUUGUAGAGGUUAUGUUUACUGCAUAAUUUUGUCGAGUCAGAAUUUAGAUAUCUAUUUGAGGAUAUAAAAGUGACUGAUUCACUACAUAACAAUAAUAACGCAGUACAAUCAAAAUGUUGGUGACUUUGAAAACAUUACAACAACAAAGUUUUCAAAUCGAGAUUGAUCCAGAAGAAACUGUCAAAGCAUUGAAGCUAAAAAUCGAAGUUGAGAAAGGUAAAGAUUAUGCGGCCGAUUAUCAACGACUUAUUUACGCCGGGAAGAUUUUGCUCGAUGACAAUAAGAUAAGUACAUAUAAUAUAGAUGAAAAGAAAUUCAUAGUUAUAAUGGUAACUAAACCAAAACCAGCGGAAACUCCGGCUUCCUCAACUUCUGCGCCAGAAGCAGGUGAAAGUGCUUCAACUGAAAGUGGAGACUCUAAAGAGAAAAACUCUAUUGAAGAAACGCCAAAGCCCCCAACUACUACAGAACCAGAACGUGCUGUCGAAACCCCAGCAGUUGCGAAUGAACCAGACUUUGAAUCAACAGUUCAGAGUAUAAUGGAUAUGGGCUACAAUCGACAACAAGUGGAACAAGCUCUUCGAGCUUCAUUCAAUAAUAGAGAAAGGGCAGUAGAAUAUUUAAUAACAGGUAUACCAGAAGAGUUGCUUCAGGAACAAGAAGCUGAAGAAGGGUCAGAUGAGGAUCCAUUAGCAUUCCUCCGUGACCAGCCACAGUUUCAACAGAUGCGUGCAGUUAUUCAACAGAAUCCUAACUUGUUGAAUGCAGUUUUACAACAGAUUGGCCAAACCAAUCCUGCAUUAUUGCAAGCAAUCAGUCAGCAUCAACAAGCAUUUGUGAGAAUGCUCAAUGAGCCUGUUAAUCCCCCAGCAUCUGGAGCAGCAGCAGCCACAGAGGAGAGUGCAAUAGCAGACUCUGCACAACCUCAACAACCACAUAACAUUAUUCAAGUUUCACCCCAAGAUAAAGAAGCUAUUGAAAGGUUAAAAGCUUUGGGUUUUCCUGAACAUAUGGUAAUUCAAGCAUACUUUGCUUGUGAAAAAAAUGAAAAUCUGGCAGCUAAUUUCCUGCUAUCACAAAAUUUUGAUGACUAAAAUAAUUUUCAUUUAUAACAAUGAACUUGUUGAAGUGGAGAGACGAAAUUAUAAAUUCAACAUUCAUGAAAAAAGUGUAUUUCAUAUGUUUUCCUAUGUCAAUAGCCUAAUAGUUUACUGCUUGUAUAUUUCAUGUGUACAUUUUACACUGAAUUUCAUAAUUUGUCAUGUCUAAUAAAUUUCUUAUUGUUCAAAUGCAUUAUUUAUUACUGUUAUGUUAUUUUGGAAGAAAUAAGUAAAUUGAAAUUUAAAAAUGUAAACAAAACUAUAAUCAAAUUGAACUUUAAAUUUUUUUAAAUAAAUAGAAAGGAAUGUAAAUAAAGUAGUUAUAUGAAUGAAAAGUGUAGAACAAUGCUGUUUAUUUAGUUUUACACAUGUGAAUUAUAUUUGAUCACUUCAAACUCGUAAAUUAAUUUGGUAUUUUAGCUUGUUCCCUAGCAUUAUGUAUAAGUAACUGAAAAUGAAUUUGUCAAGGGCUGUUAUGUUAAAUAUAUAACAUAAAUAGUAUAUAGAUCAUAUAUUUUAAACUGAUCUACUAGUUGGGCUCAUUUGUAUAUUUAAAUUAAAAAAAAAAAACGAGAAUCUGCUAGUCAUCUAUCAAACUGACAUAAAGCUUAAAUAUUAUUCUAGCGCUAAUACCUUACCUUUGGUGAUUUUGAUACUGUCGACCCAUUUCAUGUAUCUAUCUGUGCACAAUUCCAUCCAAAUAAAUUUUGCUAGGGUAAAUUCAUAGUGACUAUAAUGUACUCUUUAGUCAUAGAAAUAAAUAAUUUCAUACUUAUAGGUAAAUACCUAAUUUUAGAAAUACAUAAUUAGAUAUAUUUGUGUGUCUCUAGAUAGAAAAUUUAGCAUAAUUUUUUUUGAAUAAAAUAUAAAACGUAAAAUAUCGCAUUGAUAAAUGUAGGUAUAUGGAAAUCAUUGUUUUUAAAUAUAUUCUUUCUUACUUGAUCUUAAAUUCAGCAACGAGCAAUAUAUUAAAAAGUCCCAUAUCACGAUUUUCGUUUAUGCUAAUUUACGAAAUAGUUCAAUGAAAUUUUCUAAAUGUAUAAUUAUUAGGUCCAACUUGAGAAAUAAGAUAGCUUUUAAUGCGAUGAAAAAUGGACCUAGUAGAUGUAUUUUAAUGGGAUGAAAAUGGAAUCGUACUCUGCCUGCCCUAAAGAUGUAGGUAUACUGGCGGGACACCAGCGAGGGAUGAUAGAUGAGAAUGAAGGCGUGGUUAAUUCGCCAGGAACUAACUACGAUGGUUUCUAGAGGGACCCGGUUGGGGGUCGGUCUGCCCUGGUUAGUCUGUAGGAGGCAAAACAGCGUUUGCCAGCUUAACUAAUAAAGUAUGCAUAUAAUAUGUUCUACACUGUAAAUCCAGAUGAAGUAGUCGGGCAUUUGUCGACUCCAGCCAUUGUAGUAAACGUAACAUUUAUUGUACUUACAUUUCGCCGACCAAGCCACAAUCCUACCGCCGUGUCAUCUUUGGGAUUAUUAUAUUUUUUUUAACUAC
Messenger RNA from Galleria mellonella (greater wax moth), 2849 nucleotides. RefSeq names its product UV excision repair protein RAD23 homolog A (gene Rad23). The coding region runs from base 374 to 1354 and encodes 326 amino acids. Gene Ontology annotation, biological process: proteasome-mediated ubiquitin-dependent protein catabolic process; nucleotide-excision repair. The record is from RefSeq and is a predicted model, not a curated record. Gene Ontology annotation, cellular component: cytosol; nucleoplasm. Gene Ontology annotation, molecular function: polyubiquitin modification-dependent protein binding; damaged DNA binding; proteasome binding. The transcript is spliced from 2 exons. NCBI's taxonomy places the organism in Eukaryota, Metazoa, Arthropoda, Insecta, Lepidoptera, Pyralidae.